GGACGCGCGAAUAUUCCGUUUGUAAGAUGGCGGUGUGAAUGCGCGGCCUGCUGCUGCUGAGAUUACCUGAUUAUUUCAGACAUUCAACAUUGUGCGUUUGGCGCAAACGGCUGUCGGGACACUCUGUACGUUAAGUUGUGAUGGCCAAGCGUAUUGCAGAUAAGGAGCUGACGGACAGAAAUUGGGAUCAGGAAGAUGAAGGAGAAGAGGCUGGAAUGUUUUCGGUAGCAAGUGAAGAUGUCAUGAAAAAUCGUGCCAUCAAGAGGGCGAAGCGUCGCAAUGGAAGCACAGAGGGAGAGAGUGGAGGGGCUUUUAAGGUGUUUAAGGGUUUCUCGCUGACCCCGGCUGCAGCAGGGGCAACAUCAUUCUCUGGUUUUGGUAAUGGAGAUGGAUUCAAACCUCUCUCCAGCCUGACUAAUGGCAGCAUGGCAUCAGUUGCUCCAUCCUUCAGAGGUUUUAUCACUCCUACAUCUGCUAAGACCAACAGCGGUCAUUUAACCUUCAACAGCUCCGCCCCCUCCAAACCCACAGAUGCUGAUGUCACGUCUAAUGGCUCUGCCUCCAGCAGUAAAGAAUACAACCGCCAGCUCACCGCUCUCAACUGCUCUGUUCGCGACUGGAUCACCAAACAUGUCAACGACAACCCACUGUGCGACCUAAAUCCCAUCUUCCGUGACUACGAGCGGCACCUUUUCAGCAUAGAGAGGAAAUAUGGCAGUGGUGUGUCAGAUGGCAGCGUAGAGAGUGUGUCAUUUGGGGGGGAGCAGAAACGGCUUGUGUCUGGCAGCAGCACAGCUCCACCGCUCUUCUCGUUUAAGGACAAGGAUGGCACCAACGUAGAGAAGCCAGCAGCAGCACAUGCGCCAGACAUGAUUCCUGCUGGCGUCUCCUUUACUUUCGGUCAGAAGGUGGACAGCUCUGUUCUUGACACACUGGCGUCUAGUGGAGGUGCGUCAUUCUCUUCCUCGGGGGCAUCUGUGUUUGGAGCUGCAGUUAGUAGCGGCAGUCCUGCAGUGUCGCCUUCUCUUAAUGCGGCCAGCAACAGUCAGAGUGCAGAUGAGAAUGGAAAAGAAUCCGACGAGCCGCCCAUUCCCGUGGUUAAAGAAAUUAAGGAGAAAGACGCUUUCUACUCUAAAAAGUGUAAGUUGUUUUAUAAGAAGGACAGUGAGUUUAAGGAGAAAGGAGUUGGUACGCUGCAUUUAAAGAUGGCAUCUGAGAAUAAACUACAGCUGUUAGUGCGAGCUGACACCAACCUGGGAAACAUCUUGCUUAACAUCAUGGUGCCUUCCUCCAUGCCUUGCUCACGAACUGGCAAAAACAAUGUGAUGGUGGUGUGCGUGCCAAACCCUCCAGUGGACGAGAAGAACCCCAGCACACCUGUUCCAGUGCUUGUACGUGUCAAAACGGCAGAAGACGCAGAUGAACUGCAUCAAAUCCUGCAGGAGAAGAAAGCCUGACCGCUCUCUGCCCGUCCACAAGUAUCCGUGUGUUUGAAUGGGACUCACACAACCUGGUUACAUUACACACACCUUACUCUUGAGUUUACUCGAUCUAUUGCAUCUAACGCUGACACACGAGCUGUUUUAAUCACAUCUACUGUGAAAUCACUCAUGGUCCUACUGUAACGCUUGUUUUUUAAAAUUGUAUUUAUAUAGCAUAUAUAUAUAUAUAUAUAGCAUAUAUAUAUAUAUAUAUAUAUGCGUAUCGGUGUAUUAUCACACACACUCGAGUCUGGAUCUAUGAACAUUCCUUAUAGAUUUUUAAUUUAGCUGCUAUUUAAAGUAAAAUACUGAAUGGUUCCCUCAAGACUGAAAAUUGGUCAUCAUUGACGCAUCGUGUUGUUCUGGACAAGUAUGAACUUUCAUCUGCUGUUGAGCAUGAGGAUGUCAUUCAAGCUCAAACUUCAGAAGUCAGACACGCAGACCCCAUUUUUAAGUCUUUAUUAGCUGAAAAUCAAAGUAUCCAAGCGCAGUGUGACAUUUUUAAUAUUCUGGAUGUGAAUGCAGUUAAGUGCAAGAUUAACAGGAGCAGACCUCAAUUUAAGUUAUCAUGAUUACAGAAGUUUUGGAAUAUGGCACAAAUAAAAUGUAAUAUUAUUAUGGUGUGCUUUUAGAUUUUAUAUAAAAAAAAAUUAUUAACUGACUGAAUUUUCCUGAGGAAAAAAGUAAAUCAUACAGGUUUGGAACAACAGACCGAAUCUUUUUUUAAGAGUGGUGUGUUCCUUUAAGGGAUUAAUCAAGAUGGAGCUGACUGUUUUAUGUGGAUGGCUGUGGUUCAUUUUUAAUUCUUGGACAUUUUUCUGAACAUAUUGGAUAUGUAAGUAUGGAUUGAGUUCUAUACAGUUUUCCAGGGUUUAGAGGUCAGUUUUAAACAUUGCAGAUCCUUAAAUCUUGAUUUUCCAAUUGAGAACAAUGUUCAUACAAAUAGUUAUAUUGCUGUCAUUAAAUUUAGUUGCCCACAUUUUUUGAUCUGAGAAAUGAGAGCUGUACCCAGUUCUUUUUCUUGUUGCCGUUUUUGGGGCACUUGUUGUGUUUGUCAAUAUUUAUUGCAGAUGAGGAUUUUGCAUGAAGUACAUGAACCCUGUAAAUGAAUCCUCGCCCUUGAAUGAUCUGAUGUAUGUAUAGAGUGAUUGGUGGCAUUAUGGAAAUCUGUCUCUAAAAUGAUCUCUAAAUGAGUUUCCUUUAAGUGACCUUUUUACUGCCUUACUCAUUGAGGUAUGUGUUUGUGUUGAACAGCACUAGAUCUACUUUACAUUCUUAGACUGGUGAAUAAAUCAAAUGA
Molecule: messenger RNA, 2781 nt
Organism: Xyrauchen texanus (razorback sucker)
Lineage: Eukaryota; Metazoa; Chordata; Actinopteri; Cypriniformes; Catostomidae
Product: nuclear pore complex protein Nup50-like
Exons: 8
Coding region: 141-1457 (438 amino acids)
Biological process (GO): protein import into nucleus
Cellular component (GO): nuclear pore
Source: RefSeq, a predicted model, not a curated record